This is a messenger RNA of Hippoglossus stenolepis (Pacific halibut), 2214 nucleotides long. Its product is annotated as sterile alpha motif domain-containing protein 3-like. The record is from RefSeq and is a predicted model, not a curated record. NCBI's taxonomy places the organism in Eukaryota, Metazoa, Chordata, Actinopteri, Pleuronectiformes, Pleuronectidae. The transcript is spliced from 5 exons. Bases 113 to 1651 code for a protein of 512 amino acids.
GGCAAGCUUAUUCUGACAACUAAACAUUUCAUUCCAGUGUCUGAGUAAAGGAGCAGCACAACGGCAAGCAGCCUUCCUCAGCCAUUUUUCCGGUCUUCCUAAUACAGCGUAAAUGGAUCCGAAUGCUGUCCUAAAACUAAGGGUCAUCCUAGAUGAUAUCAACGCUGAAAGGCUUAUUUUGCCCUCUCGUCCUGAGACUGUAAAUGCCCUCAUAUUGGAGGUGAAAAACAAGUUGAACUUGGCCUAUGACUUUCGCCUUCAGUUCCAAGACCCAGAGUUUGACAAUGCUCUCUGUAAUUUAGUUAAAAUAGAGGACCUUCCAUCCAAGGCAACCAUUAAGAUAGUUAGAUUUGUUGAUUUAGAUAUUAGUUCAACCAGCACAGAUGACACAGUGUUCCUGUCUGAUAACACAGAUUCACCAGAGCGUCUUUGUCGAUGGCCAGAGAUAUUUGUUGUUCCAACAUUCUCAUAUGAGGUGGAGUAUGCUCUAAGAGAGGGCAACUCUGCAUAUGUGCAGGAGGGAAAAACUCUCAGGUUGAUCAGGGAUCAAAAACACAACAUAUUAGAUGUAAUGGCUGCUGAAAUAUAUAAACAUAAAGCAUAUCCUAGUACCAAAGAGAUAGUCAAGGCUGCUGAGGCUCUGGUGAGCAAACACCCCUGUCUGAAAGAAAAUGGUUCCAAAACGGGGUACGAGGGUUGGAAGAACAGUUUGCGCUUCAAAAUGGGCAACUACAGGACAAAACUGAGCAGGGCUGGCAUAAAGGAAGUGGCUAUGAAUGCAGGAAAGCGCAGCAGGUCUAAUCCAGAGGGUGCAGCAUCCAGGGCCAACAUCAAAAGACCCAGAAGAGGGGAAGUCAACUUCCUUCCUAAUUAUCCACUGGGAGAAACUAAGGACACAUUGGAGACCAUGAGGCUUGAGAUGGUGGAGCAGUUCAAGAGGACAUCGAUUGAAAGAGACACGGUUCUCAUCCACCAACUCAUGCAGCGUACCUUUGCACUAAGGCGCGAAGAAAUUGUGAAUUCAGGUCCUCCCAUUGCUGAACUAAAAGACAGAUGGCCUGGACUCUUUUCUGAAGCCCAACUCUACACUGAAUUCCACAGGAUCACCAAUCAAAAUCUGCCACAUUCCUUCUAUGCUGCCCUUGACAAGUACACACCACUGCUGCUAAAGCUCUACAAAAAGAAGAAGACUGGAAGUUUUGCCGAGAAGAUGGAAGAGGUUAUAAUGGCAUAUAAUGUUCAGGACAAGAACAACAUCACUGCAGCUCGAACGACAGCCCUGGCCGGCCUACCACUCUACUUAAAGGAGGAUUCAUCAGAGGUCUUCAAAACUUGCAAGGAUGAGUUGGAGGCAACCCAGGAGGGAGCAGUGGCUCUGGUGGCAGUGGUGGAUGAAGCGGAGGUGCCUGCAGGAGUUCCCUUUGAAACUCACCAUGUGUCAAUCGUCCUCGAAGAUCAGGUUGUAAUGUCUCACAGAUCUUGGACUGAUUCACUGGUAAUUUUGUUUGGACUGAUCUAUGCUCUACAUUUGAGCUACCCUGAGAAGCUGAGUGGCUUCUUUGAGUUCAUCCAGGUUGUCCUGCUAAAUCUUGAUGAUGGGAGAAAGCAGCUCAAACCUAAGUUACAGUCCUUGAGAAAUGAGCUGGAGUAGGUUGUCAGUAGCUUUUAAUGUUGAAUGUCAGCAUUGUUUUUUGCUUGCAUGCCAAAUACUGGUAGCUAAUGACAUGUAUAUACAGUAAACUAUGGCACCUCUGAUUUGUGUGUUAAAAUAGGUCAUAUUCUUGGAUUGCUUCUGUGGUGUUCUCACUUCUCUUUACCACAUGGAAAUAUGUUGAAUUUUUAUUUAUAUGCUUUUUAUAUGAGCCUCAUUUUCAUUGUUAAUUCCAGCAUAUAAAUGUUAAUGUAUACGACAUUUAAUUCAACAGCUUCAUUGUAAAACAAUAUUGGCACGGAAUCCAAGGGAAUCCAAAUGUUGACGUUAAAAAUGUUUUCUUUUGUCAGCUACUGACACUUUGGGUGAACUAUACCUUUAAACUGUUAACUUAAAAUAUGCCCUGCUUUAUGUUAUACAGUUGAUCGUUAUGGGCAUAAGAAUGUGCUUAGUCUGCUGUAGCCUUUAAGAUUGCAUAUGUGAAAAAUCUGAGAGAUAUUUCUUUGAAUUUCAGCAGCUGGUUGCAUUGAGAUGUGAACAACAAAAUAAAUUGCUCAAGCUGA